Molecule: messenger RNA, 611 nt
Organism: Ceratitis capitata (Mediterranean fruit fly)
Lineage: Eukaryota; Metazoa; Arthropoda; Insecta; Diptera; Tephritidae
Exons: 3
Coding region: 77-526 (149 amino acids)
Source: RefSeq, a predicted model, not a curated record
UAAUCUUUCAGUUAAAAUUUCGCAAUCAGACGGUUAAGACAUACUUUUGUUUAUUUCUUAAUAUUUCGUUUUAAUAAUGCAGAACACAAAAGUCUUGGUUAGUUUAGCAGUUUUCGGUCUUUGUUGCCUUACUUUUGCCAACGCCUUGAAAUGCUACAGCUGUUUUAGUCCCAAGGAUUGCAAGAAACCGAGUAAAGUGGAAUGUAAUCCAUCAUAUGCCCAGCAAACGCGUGAUUAUCUCCAAGCGCACUACACUGGCGUGCCAGCAAACAGCACCAGCUAUAGUUUUGAAUGUUUACACGAUUGGUUAAAGACAGCUUCCAAUGAAUUUAUGUACAAGGGUUGUGUUUACACCACUUAUCGUAGUUGUAGUUACGCAGUGAAUCCAUAUUAUGCUCAACGGUAUGAACGUAGGUGUUACCAAUGCUCCGGGGCUCUUUGUAAUCCAGCUGAUCGGACAAGUGCCAGUUUAAUAACGAUGUGGUCUACAAUCAUAUUGACCACAUUGAUCAAAAGUGUGUGGUGAAAUUGAAUGGAAUAAUUCUGAAUUUGGGUGUUCAAUUUAUUUUUACAGGGAGUAUUAAAUAAAGACGUUUUUAAUGUGCUGAAAA